CAAAACCUCCCAAGAAAAGCAUAUCUAAAGUGUUAGUUCCCUCAUCUCUCUCUCUUCCCUUUCUUUCUAUGACUGCUAAUCAGUUUUCAGUUAUAGACAACAUAGAGGCCUAGAAAGAAAGAAAGGAACAUAUAGUUUAAGAAAUACCCAUUAAACUAUAAGUGAAUGCUUCUUUCUUUCCAGUUUUGCAUAGUUUCUUUGUGCAUGAUUCAUUGGUUUGGUAGUAUUUAUUAGAUUGGUAUUUAUUUUUCAUGGAAAGGGAAUGUGUGUCAUCUUUGGAUGGCAUCUAUGAGGAAGAGAUACAUCAGCACCUUCAAUUCUCGUCCUUAGUGAAGUCACAGAACAAUGUGGUCGUGCAGGAAAACUCUCCAACCAGCGUCCAUGAACUUCUCGAAUGUCCUGUCUGUACCAAUUCUAUGUACCCUCCAAUCCACCAGUGCCACAAUGGACAUACACUGUGUUCUACCUGUAAAACAAGGGUACAAAACCGGUGCCCCACUUGUAGACAAGAGCUUGGAGAUAUUAGGUGUCUGGCAUUGGAGAAGGUGGCAGAGUCACUUGAACUGCCCUGCAAGUAUGACUUCUUGGGAUGCAUAGAGAUUUUCCCCUACUACAGCAAACUUAAGCAUGAGGCUCAGUGUAACUUUAGACCAUACAAUUGCCCAUAUGCUGGAUCUGAGUGUCCUGCUGUUGGAGAUAUCCCUUUUCUGAUAACCCAUCUGCGGGACGAUCACAAGGUAGACAUGCACUCUGGCUGCACAUUCAAUCACCGCUAUGUCAAGUCUAAUCCCCGUGAAGUAGAGAAUGCAACCUGGAUGCUUACGGUUUUUAAUUGUUUUGGUCAAUACUUCUGCCUGCACUUUGAGGCCUUCCUGCUUGGUGCAGCCCCAGUUUACAUGGCAUUCCUUCGUUUCAUGGGUGAUGAGACUGAGUCCCGGAACUACAGCUACAGUUUAGAGGUAGGGGCAAAUGGCAGGAAACUGAUAUGGGAAGGCACCCCUCGAAGCAUUCGGGAUAGCCAUAGGAAGGUUAGGGACAGUCAUGAUGGCCUAAUAAUCCAGCGUAACAUGGCACUUUUUUUCUCUGGUGGAGAGCGAAAGGAGCUAAAGCUUCGGGUUACAGGACGUAUAUGUAAGGAACAACAGAAUCCAGAUGGAGGGGUGUGCAUACCCAAUGUUUGCAGUUGAGGUAUCUCAAAAUCAUGUGUUCUUCAGCCUUCCUGUAUUAGUAUAUAGUCCUGCAUGCGUUGAUGCUUGCUGCAUCUUGUUGUGUCAAAUGUACACUAAACCCAUGUUGUUGCUGUAACUGAUUAGAUACUGAAGGAUUCAGUUUUUGUAUAAUUAAAAAAGCUGUUUUUUUCUUUC
Molecule: messenger RNA, 1364 nt
Organism: Quercus robur (English oak)
Lineage: Eukaryota; Viridiplantae; Streptophyta; Magnoliopsida; Fagales; Fagaceae
Product: E3 ubiquitin-protein ligase SINAT5-like
Exons: 3
Coding region: 252-1187 (311 amino acids)
Biological process (GO): ubiquitin-dependent protein catabolic process; multicellular organism development
Cellular component (GO): cytoplasm
Molecular function (GO): protein binding; zinc ion binding; ubiquitin protein ligase activity
Source: RefSeq, a predicted model, not a curated record